Messenger RNA from Rotaria sordida, 741 nucleotides. The record is from the annotation of a GenBank genome assembly. Lineage: Eukaryota; Metazoa; Rotifera; Eurotatoria; Philodinida; Philodinidae.
AUGGCUUUGUUUGGUACUAAUAUUACAAAAAUUGCAACUCAAACUCUACAAGGUUGGCGUGGUUUGAUCAAACCUUACAUAUUCACAACAAUCGCAAUCGGCACAAGUGUAACAACCGGUGAUUUGAUAUGUCAAUAUUUAGAAAGUCAUAAAAAGAGUCCAACGGGUGAGACUAUUGCACCGUCGUCAUCUUCUUUGCUAUCAUGGUGGAAUCGUGAACGGUCUCGGAUCAUGUGUACGACAGCUGUUCUCGUAUCAACACCCUGGUCCUUCACACUCGCAAGAAUAGUUGAGCGAUUGUUUCCAGGUAAACAAGGUAUUCAGAUUGCAAAGAAGAUGUUGACCAAUACAUUACUUGCACCUCUCAAUAUAAGUAUCGUCUUCGCAUGUAUUAUCCUUCUGCAGGGUCACAAUCUUCGUAUAGCUAGAAGAAAAAUUAAACAUGAUAUGCCAAAAACGUUUGUAGCUGGAACAUGUUAUUGGCCAUUCGUUUCAUUUAUUAACUUUCGUUUUAUACCAUUGAAUUAUCGACCGAUUGUUGGAAGUCUAGCUGGAGCUAUAUGGAACAUUUAUAUCUCGUCAGCUGCUAAUAAUCCAAAAUUAAAUCCAGAUGGUACUAUAAAAGCGAAAGCAGGAAUAGAAACAACUUUAUUGGCUGAAACAAGUGGAACGACAGUGCCAGCAUUACAAGAAGUAUGGAAGACAUUAGACAAUAAUAAUAAAAACUCUGCAGUUCGUUGA